Messenger RNA from Aspergillus aculeatus ATCC 16872, 971 nucleotides. RefSeq lists its product as uncharacterized. Lineage: Eukaryota; Fungi; Ascomycota; Eurotiomycetes; Eurotiales; Aspergillaceae. The record is from RefSeq and is a predicted model, not a curated record. Bases 41 to 934 code for a protein of 297 amino acids. The transcript has 3 exons.
CCAAGAUCCGUGGUCCGGUACAUGUAUUGACCAGUCCACGAUGUGGCCAGCACGCCAAAGCACCGUGCUCGCGGCGUUGGCCGGCUCAGCGAUUGCCGCCGUCACGCAGAUCACGGACGAGGAGAUGCGAACCCUGCUGAACCAAGACGACGGGGUCGAGCUUGCGGACCGCUACGCGCCGCUCUGGUUCUUCGGCCAAGCCCUGAACGAGGUGCCCUGCUACCCGACCUGGGCCUUCGGGGGCUCGCCCGACUCGCCCGACGUCUACGACGCGGCGCACCAGACCGCACCGGCGCCGCAAUGCGAAUACCCGGACGUGGGCUGCGAAUGCCGCAACCCGGGCGUCGAGGCCGGGAAUCCCGGCCCCGCGUCCGCGUUCCCGAUCUACUACACCGUGCAGCGGUGCAAUGAGACCGAAGUGCGCGUGGUCUAUAAUCUCUUCUACGAGAAGGACGGGGCCAAGGUGCUCGACCUGAUCGACACCGGGCAUGACUAUGACUGGGAAAGAGUCAUCAUUGUCCACUCGCGCGACGCGAACGAGCUAUGGGCGCCUUCGCGCGCCCUGCUGUCGGCUCACAGUGGCUAUCAUAAUCUGGCCUGGAGCCAGAUCCAUAGCACGCUGACGAGCGAGGAGAUCGCGGCUGGCGACGCCCGCGCGCCGGACGGGGUGCGUGGGAAUGACCAUCCGAAGGUGUAUGUCUCGUGGUCGAAGCACGCGCAUUUCGAUACCAAGGAUAGGAUCUGGGUCGACCCGAUCAGCCAGUCCACGGACAAUGCAUUUCGCAGUGAUGAUUGGUGGUACUAUGUCGAGCAGCAGUACUAUAUUCGAUCGGACAAUUCCACCGAGGCAGGGAAAGCCUUAAGCGGCACGGAUUGGGGAUCGGCGACCAGCAAUCCUCCCUCUGUGCAGGCAAGCGUGUGCUUGGCUUCAUGAGGAAUGGGGCGGCGAUGUUUGGGAAUUACAGAGUUGC